GAUGGGAAUGUUGCAUGAAUAAAAAAGCUGUAAUUAAUCAUUAUAAAAUAUUGCGCCUCGCCUUUUUUCCACUUUUCAUCCUUGUCAUCGUGCCUUUCCCACGCCCUUCCCUUUCCGACUCUAUUCGAUCAACAGAUCGAACAUCCUCGACGACCCAUUGUCAAAUAUUUGAACUCGUUCGAAUGACGUCACAGUGAAAUUCGUCAGCUAUCAAAUCAUCGACUCGUCGCAAUCGAGUGUUGUGACUCGCAGUGAUUGCGCCGUUUUCCGACGCGAGCGUCCCCACCACUUUGCCACUGUUGUUUGGAACGCAUUGACGUGUGCGAUGCGAGUGCCGCAGCCAAUCACCAAACUUUCUGGCUGUGACGGAGUAGUAUUUUACGAGAGCUCCCUUUUGGAUCAGUAUUUUGUGAUUUAUUGAUAUUUCGAAAACACAAUUGAUUCCAAAGCGUUGUUAAUAAUUUCUGAGGCGAGAUGAACGCACCUCCGACCUUCGAGUCGUUUUUGUUAUACGAAGGAGAGAAAAAAAUAAUAAAGGAACAGGACACCAAAGUGCCAAAUGCUGCGAUCUUUACGAUCAACAAGGAAGAUCACACGCUGGGGAACAUGAUCCGCAACCAAUUGCUGAAGGAUCCUCAAGUAUUAUUUGCUGGCUACAAAGUUCCUCAUCCUCUGGAACACAAGUUUGUCAUCAGAAUACAAACGACCUCUGAUUAUACUCCACAUGAAGCAUUUAUGCAUGCUAUCACUGAUUUAAUUGCAGAACUCUCAUUGUUUGAAGAACGUUUUAAGGAGGCAAUCAAAGAGAAGAAGGAAGGUUUGGAUUAAACAAUUGAAUCCAAUAUUUUUGUACAUAUAUCUCAUAAUUCAUUUUCUUACAUUUAUGAUUUAAUCUAUCAAAGAGUAUGUAUGUUGAUUAUCAAACAGGACAAAAACACAGUCAUGUAAAUAAUUACAAUUGAUUAAUGAUCAUGAUGUUAAUUGACUAUGUGUGUGAAUAAUUAAUUUAACCAUUUAAGUCUGUAUACCAUGUAUUUUAAGCAGAUUCCAUUCUUGUAAAUAUUUAAAAUAUUAGUAUUUAUAUAACUGUGAAAGAAUUUUAUAUAUAUAUA
This is a messenger RNA of Solenopsis invicta (red fire ant), 1112 nucleotides long. It is a transcript of the gene Rpb11, whose product is annotated as DNA-directed RNA polymerase II subunit RPB11. The record is from RefSeq and is a predicted model, not a curated record. Gene Ontology annotation, molecular function: protein dimerization activity; DNA binding. The transcript has 4 exons. Gene Ontology annotation, biological process: transcription by RNA polymerase II. Gene Ontology annotation, cellular component: RNA polymerase II, core complex. Bases 475 to 828 code for a protein of 117 amino acids. NCBI's taxonomy places the organism in Eukaryota, Metazoa, Arthropoda, Insecta, Hymenoptera, Formicidae.